Messenger RNA from Ipomoea nil (Japanese morning glory), 965 nucleotides. Its product is annotated as probable bifunctional TENA-E protein. The coding region runs from base 201 to 854 and encodes 217 amino acids. Gene Ontology annotation, cellular component: cytosol. Lineage: Eukaryota; Viridiplantae; Streptophyta; Magnoliopsida; Solanales; Convolvulaceae. The record is from RefSeq and is a predicted model, not a curated record. The transcript has 3 exons.
UAGGAAAUCCUAUCAGAUUUUGCUCACAUGACACCUUCACAAAAUAAAAGGGGCAAAGUGAAAUUUUCAAAAACUUUAGAGGUGGAGAAGAAAUUAUUCGAAAUGUAUCACUUGGUAAAUUUAGUAAGCUCCGACCGAGGCUUUGUGAGACCGUCGUCUAACCAACUGUCUGAACUCUGAACUUCGGCGACACAACAAAGAUGAUCGAAACAUGGAUGAAAAAACACGCGCCGCUAUACACGGCGGCGACUCGACACCCUUUCAUCCUCAGCAUCCGUGAUGGCUCUGUUGAUCUCUCUGCUUUCAAACGUUGGCUGGGGCAGGAUUAUCUUUUCGUGAGAGCAUUUGUGCCCUUUGUAGCAAGUGUAUUGCUGAAAGCUUGCAAGGAGUCAGAUGAAGGCUCUGAUAUGGAGGUCAUUUUAGGCGGUAUGGCUUCCUUAAAUGAUGAAAUAUCAUGGUUUAAGGCAGAAGCUUCCAAGUGGAAUGUUCCAUUGACCACUCUCCUUCCUCAGAAGGCCAAUCACGAUUACUGCAGUUUCUUAGAGAGCCUAAUAAGCCCAGAAGUUGAAUAUACAGUGGCUGUUACCGCUUUCUGGGCUAUUGAAGCUGUCUAUCAAGAAAGCUUUGCCCACUGUCUGCAAGAAGGCUCUAAAACCCGAGAAGAUCUAAGGGAGACCUGUGAAAGAUGGGGCAAUGAUGGUUUUGGUCAAUAUUGUAAGUCCCUUCAAUCUAUUGCAAAUCGCUGUCUGCUCAAGGCACCAGAUAAUGGCGUCGUCUCUAGAGCUGAACGUGUAGUUUUACGCGUUCUGGAGCUUGAAGUUGAGUUCUGGAACAUGAGCCUCGAGGAAAUCUGAUCACAAUUUAGACAUCUCUUGUGCAAAACAUGUAUUAGAGUGAUAACAACCGGUCUCAUUUCACAUGUCUUGUUUACUAUUUAUUAAUCAAACAAUUCUAUCUUUUUCUUA